Piliocolobus tephrosceles (Ugandan red Colobus) is the source of this 510-nucleotide messenger RNA. Its product is annotated as RNA-binding motif protein, Y chromosome, family 1 member B-like. Lineage: Eukaryota; Metazoa; Chordata; Mammalia; Primates; Cercopithecidae. The record is from RefSeq and is a predicted model, not a curated record. The transcript is spliced from 4 exons. Bases 1 to 510 code for a protein of 169 amino acids.
AUGGAGAUCCUCCACGCAGAGAGCCACUCUCUCCCUGGAGAAAUGACCAUGUGUCACCAAGAGAUCAUGGUAAUGCAACUAAGGACAGAAGCUGAUAAUUUAAAAUCUGUUGCUUUAACUUAUACAAGCAGGAUUCAUACAAGUUCCCAAGACACCAGGUAUUAUGCUCCACCACCUAGAGAUUAUGGAUACUAUGAUUAUGGUCCUUCUAGUAGAAGUGAACAAUCCUUUGGAGGAAAUGGGUACUAUAAUAUUUUCUGUGAAUGUGAUGGCUACUGUGGGGAUCAUUCUGAACAUCCAAGUAGACAUUCUUACAGAGAUGCAUAUCAGAGUUAUGGGACCUCUCACGGUGGACCACCUGCACAAGGACCUCAAAUGAGUUAUGGUGGAAGUCAUCACUAUGAUUAUAACAGUAUACGAGAUAGAUACGGCAGAAGUCAGGAGAGUUACUCACGGAGCUGUGGUGUUGUGUAUUCCUCUGGUCAUGAGCACGGUGGCAGAAAAGAAUGA